AUGUUCUCCCUUAUCUCUUGCCUCAUCGCGCUUGUUUAUGUGUUCACUGUAGAUGCUCAGCUAUAUCGAUAUGGUAAUGGCCAUAAUCACCGCAACUACAACUCUCUAAACUAUUCCAACAACCAACAUCGUAACAACUAUUAUCAAGGCUACCGUAACCCUUACCAGCGACAAGCCUACCAGGGGUACGGUAAUGGUUACAACAACUACUACCAAAACACCUACGCUCAAGCCCAGCCCUACUACGGUGGAGAUCGCUACAUUGGAAAUGGAAUCCACGUGGAUUCUCACGGAAAUGGAUAUAUUGGAGCCAGAGACACCGGGCUCUACAUCUUCUGUAGCAGUCGAGGAUGCGUGGGAAGAGGUUAA
This is a messenger RNA of Caenorhabditis elegans, 369 nucleotides long. It is a transcript of the gene Y46G5A.36, whose product is annotated as FIP (Fungus-Induced Protein) Related. The coding region runs from base 1 to 369 and encodes 122 amino acids. Lineage: Eukaryota; Metazoa; Nematoda; Chromadorea; Rhabditida; Rhabditidae. The record is from RefSeq and is marked reviewed. The transcript has a single exon.